Messenger RNA from Rana temporaria (common frog), 3432 nucleotides. RefSeq names its product endothelin 3 (gene EDN3). Lineage: Eukaryota; Metazoa; Chordata; Amphibia; Anura; Ranidae. Gene Ontology annotation, biological process: vein smooth muscle contraction; regulation of systemic arterial blood pressure by endothelin; regulation of vasoconstriction. The record is from RefSeq and is a predicted model, not a curated record. The transcript is spliced from 5 exons. Gene Ontology annotation, cellular component: extracellular region. Bases 160 to 762 code for a protein of 200 amino acids. Gene Ontology annotation, molecular function: hormone activity; endothelin B receptor binding.
AUCAGCAGGAUGUCUGCGCUGUGCCUCUGACAAGUUCUGCAUUCAGCAAGGCAGUCUCAUUUGUGCCAGGAAUGGUACUAGGCUGUUUGAUACGGAUUAUCUGAUCCAGGGCCUUGCAGAGCUGGGAUUAUACUUUGUAUCCUGCACACACCUGGGUUCAUGGAGCAGAGAAUAUUCCUCUUAUUGGGGCUUCUGGUCACAUCCAACACAGGGUUUGUGCUGGCUCUCUUGCCUCAGCUCUCUGGGGGGAAGGUGAGCCCCCAGAUCAAGGAAGGUGGAAGAAAGGCAGGCAGGGGAGAGAAGGAAUCGGCAGCUAUCUUUCUACAGUCAGGAGUAACCCAGCGUCCAGGAUCCACAUCCCCUGGACCCCAGGGAACCCCAAUACCUGGAUAUGAUCAAAUGAGCCCCAGUUUCCACUUGGAACCAGACUCCGGGGGCUCACACAGGAGGGAGAAACGCUGUACAUGUUAUACAUACAAGGACAAAGAAUGUGUGUACUACUGUCACCUGGACAUCAUAUGGAUCAAUACGCCUGAGCAAAUAGUGCCAUACGGUCUCUCCAGUUACAGAGGAAGUGUACGGAAAAAGCGAUCAGUAGAGAAGAGUCCAGUGCAGUCCCAGUCACAUUCCCGAUGUACAUGUUUCAAACCCAGCGAUCAACAAUGUGGCAGCUUCUGCACAGAGACCACAAACAGACCUCCAGUCCGCAGAAGACAGAGAAAUAUCAGAAUAAAACAGACAAGGAUGCGUGCAGCAGCAUGAAGGCCAGCCACUGGGGUGAGGCCUGCAGCACAUCAGGUGUGAAGAUGUCAUUUAGGACAAGUGAGUUUCGGAGACACUUCUUGAUUAUUGACUUGUCGCUUAUAGGUCGACAACCAGAUAGCGGACACAGCCGCCUGUUAAAAGUGUCACCCAUUCAGGCACAAGUGACACUAAGCAUUUUACAUUCUAAAGAAUUGUCCUUACCUCAUAUCCAGUCUUUGUGUAGAGAAGUGAAGAACGACAGUGGUUACGUCCUACAACACUGGAGGGAAUUGUCCGUAGAGAGUCCAACAGUCCACUGCCAGCACCAGUAGAAAGGUGCACAAUGCAAUGUGCUGCAGACCUGCAAAACAAGAGAAAAGCGCUAAUUCACUUUGCUUUUCAGUGGGUGUGGGGUGACGUGAGUGUGCUGUAUAUCACCUGGGGCGUUGCCCUAUAAGCCUCCAUGUACUUUGAAACAUUAAUAAAGUUAAUUUGCUGCUUCAUUUAAAAGAAGAAUUUUUCUUCCCAUCAUCUCAAAGCACUUAUAAUAUUAAAUCAGGCUCACAGUGAGAGCUACUGAACGGAUGAUGGAAAGAGAGAGUCGAGAGGAUCUCUUACAUCCUUGUUACAAAAAGUGAUUUCAUACAUGCCAUCCUGACCAGCCUUCUCUGAGGAUUGGUUGGAGGGAGGACCCUUGUGAUUUGGCAGAGAAAAAUGACAUCACUCUCAAGGUUAAAGGUUUUGUAUAGAAUGAGAGAAGUUUAAGCAAGAAAUAUGUCUCAAAGGAUUAUUUAAAAAAAAAAACUACAAUGUGAUUAGCUACCUGGAGGUAAAGGUGCCAAUGUCUUGGUGGUAGUUUCACUCAAAAUAGUAACUAUAUAUACACGGUGCAGAUGUACUCUGUAAGUAAUAUAAAAGUAAAGUAACUGCCAUUCUUUCAUUACUGGGUUAUCUGUCACAUCUGAGGGUGCCUUUGGCUAACACCCAGAAUGCAGUGCUUGUUCUAGGACAACCCACCACCUCUGCAGCACCUUCUUCAUAACUCCCAACUAUUCAGAGAGACGGGAAGCCUCAGCUGUCCUGAAAGGGUCCUUUUUAGGAACUUCUAUUUGGUUGGGCAUCCGAGGCUCUGGGUCACCAAAACACAGAGGGGGCUGCAGCUCAGGAGAAAGCUGGAGUGAGGAAUUCAACCAAUAAGGGACAACAAAGUAAAAAUGUAUAUGCACAUUUUUACCUCACCCCCCAUCUACUGAAAGGCAAUUAGUGGGGUUAUCCUUUUAUGACAUGUAAAGCCAAUAAAACCAAACAAGCCUCUAGUAUUGUAUUUGUAUUGCUGAGAAUCUGUGUUAAAUUUACUGCAUAGCUUUGAAAGAAAUUAAUUAUGCAUAUGAAAGCUUUGCUAAAUCAGCCAGCCAUAUCCCGAUCCUCUAAGUGUCUGCAUUGGACUGGGUGACACCGUUAUCCUACAAUCACUAGGGUGCUAACAAACAAACAACAACUCAUCUUGAUGGAUUUGUUUAAAAUGACCUUGUUCUCAGCUGGAACGCAUUAGAACUGCAACGGUCAUUUCAGCAUCAGAAGAAAUGGAAAUCUGGACCAUAUACAACCUUGCAGUUUGAAAGUCACCCAAGAGGAAAAUAAAUUUCUCAGCACACAGUACCCCAAUCAUUGGAAGAAACCUCAAAGGACUACAAAAAUGAACAAUCACAACUUUAGGUUACAUUCCACCGUGCUGAAAAAUGCCAAACUAUCGCCCAUCAAUUCUCCUAUAUGUGACAUGAACUGGCUUAUGCAACAAGGUAAAGGGUAAUUGUCAAGUAACCCAGAAGCAACUAAGCAGAAGUCACUGUUUAGAGGUCUGAUUUCAGUAAAGUGCGGUUUGUUUGCUCUGGUGUACUGUGCCCAGUGUGGUAGAAAAAAUCUAAACAAUUAGGUGGCACACUGAAAAGUGACUGCUUUUGGCAUGAUUCCUUUAAGGCUAAAUAGCAGGAGAGCUUGUCAGUCAUUCAAUGAAAACCCGUCUGCUAUUGAACAUAGAAUCAGAAAGACUUCUUGCUCUGUGUGGACCACUCAGUUGCCAAGAAGAGAGCCAUGCUGUCAUGCCAUGCUCUUGUGUGUCUACAUGGCAUACAGCUUACCUUGUAGUCUGCCCCAGCAGAGUCUUUGGUUCUAAUACACUGCAGAUAGUUUUAGUUGCACUGCCCACUUUAGACAAAUCCCAGAAGCUAAAUGAGCCUUAAAAAACCAAACAGCUGGUGCAUAUAUUGCUGGAGCCUUUGUAGUUCAGAGUCUCCAGCAAUUCAGUUCAGCUCAGUUCCCUGAGGGGUAAGUGCCUCAAAUACCAUGCUAAUUUAAACAAGAGAAACGUGGCAAAACCAUUAGACUGUAAGAUUUUAACCAAAUAAAACAUGAGCUAAAAUUAAUUACACACAUUUUUAUUUAUCUGAAGAUGUGUAUCCUGAUCUGCCUCACACGACCUGACCUCCCCCAUGACUGGUUCUAAAGGCACAAGCAAUCUGUCCCCUGCAAUUACCCUGUGCCAGUCUGAUACUGCCCACAUACUGCUGCAGAAUAGACAAUCAAUAGGAUAGGAAGGGAAGCGCUCCCAUAGUGUAAAACUUCCAUUAUUGAUAACACAAUGAAAAGGAGAACAAGAUGUACUCACAUGGUUCCAGUAAAAACAUGACU